Molecule: messenger RNA, 1158 nt
Organism: Musa acuminata AAA Group (dessert banana)
Lineage: Eukaryota; Viridiplantae; Streptophyta; Magnoliopsida; Zingiberales; Musaceae
Product: ethylene-responsive transcription factor 4-like
Exons: 1
Coding region: 78-773 (231 amino acids)
Biological process (GO): regulation of DNA-templated transcription
Molecular function (GO): DNA binding; DNA-binding transcription factor activity
Source: RefSeq, a predicted model, not a curated record
UCUCGGAUUAGAGUCGUCAUCUAGCUGGGCAAAGGAAAUAAAAAGAGUGCAAAUAACACGGUGACAGAUCUUUACCCAUGGCGUCCACCGAGAAGUCGGCCACCGCCGGCAGAGUAGGAGGAAGAGGGGGGAAGGAGACGCACUUCCGGGGGGUUAGGAAGCGGCCAUGGGGGAGGUACGCGGCGGAGAUACGGGACCCGGGGAAGAAGAGCCGGGUCUGGCUCGGGACCUUCGACACCGCCGAGGAGGCGGCUCGGGCGUACGACGACGCCGCCCGCCAGUUCCGCGGCUCCAAGGCCAAGACCAACUUCCCCCGCCCUGAUUCCUACCCGUACCCCGGCAGCCCCAGGAGCCAGAGCAUCACGGUGGGGUCCUACGGCAGGGAAGCCACCGAACCGCCGCUCAAGAUCCCGCUCCCGCCCCCGCUCGACCUCAAUAUUCAUCACCGUGGCGGCGUCGGCGGCUGCAAGCGGUUUCCCUUCCACCCAUACCCGACCGUCGCCGCCACCACAGUGCCGGCGGGAUACCCGCGCCUCCUCUUCGACAUGACGGUCAGAUCGGAAAAAGCGGCUGCGAUCAGUCGCCACCACCUCCUCACUCUGUGUCCGCCCACGAUCCUCGCCGAUCCGCGGGCCGCGAUGGCCUGCAGCGUUGAUAGCGACUCGGACUCCUCCAUCGUGGAUCUCCACCCUAGCCACCGCUCUCCGGCUUCGCACAAGAUGCUCCCCUUCGAUCUCGACCUCAACCUUCCCCCUUCACCCGAGAUCGCGUGAUCCAUCUCCUACCCCGCUACUUUAUCACAUCGACCAUCCCAGUCCGAGCACUUUCUUUCUCAUCUCUCCUUUCCAUCCCAUCCCUUUUACCAGGGCAAGUAAAAUGGUAACACCACCAACGGUGAGAGAAAGAGAAAAAAACUAUAUAUAUAUAUAUAUAUAUAUAUAUAUAUAUAUAUUUAUUUAUUCAUUCAUUCUUUCCACUACAACGGAAAUCCUCGGUGUCAUCCCUUCUCUCCUUUGUUGAUUAUUAUUAUUAUUAUUAAUAACACAAUUUUGAGAGAUUAUAUUAUCAUAAUAUAACGUAGAGAGAUUAUAUUUGUUUUGUCCCUCUACUUUGUUGAUUAUUAUUAUUGUCGAUUGGUGAUUCCCUCGAUUUCUUGAU